Hymenoscyphus albidus is the source of this 5617-nucleotide messenger RNA. The record is from the annotation of a GenBank genome assembly. NCBI's taxonomy places the organism in Eukaryota, Fungi, Ascomycota, Leotiomycetes, Helotiales, Helotiaceae.
AUGAGCGAAUACUCAAGUAGGUUCUUAAAUUUUGGCGAGAUUUCCUACUCAUUGUUCUUUACUAAUUCGAUGUGUAUGAUCAGAUUCAGAAGGCAAAUCGCCCCUUACAAUUGAAGAUUGGAAGCUUGCACAAGCGACGGGCAAUCAAUUAUCACGACUUCUCAAUCAUCUCGAAUCGCUUGAUUCUUCCGAUAUUGCAUGGAUCUCACUCGUGCCUAAGGACCAUAUUCAGCUGCAAUGGGAAAGUAUCGAACUUUUCAAAGACCAAGGCCAUUCCCUUCCGUUGUACGGAGUUCCCUUUGCCGUCAAGGACAACAUUGAUGUUGCUGGUCUACCAACAACUGCUGCUUGUCCUGACUUUGCGUAUACACCGAAAAAGGAUGCUUCCGUGGUUCGAACUCUUCAACGAGCUGGUGCGAUCGUGAUAGGAAAGACAAAUCUCGAUGCCUUCGCCACUGGACUAGUUGGAACUCGGUCGCCAUUCGGUGCAGUUCCUAACACUUUCAACCCAGAAUACGUAUCAGGUGGCUCAAGCUCAGGUUCUGCUUCUGUGGUGGCUCGUGGAUUGGUUCCAUUCGCGCUUGGAACCGAUACUGCUGGAAGUGGGAGAGUUCCGGCCGGCUUGAAUAACAUCAUUGGUCUUAAAGCUACCCGUGGAGCGAUAAGUGCUAGAGGAGUAGUUCCGGCUUGCCGCAGUCUUGAUUGUGUGUCUAUUAUGGCACUGACGUUGAAAGAUGCAAGUCUUGUUUUCGAUGUGGCUGCUGCUUACGACCCAGAGGAUGGUUACUCUCGACACCUGGUCAAAGAAGCUGUGACAUUGACCAAAACCCCAAGAAUUGCAAUCUGCGACAAUCCGCCCUGGUUUGGUGGCGACAUACACUGUCAGGCGUAUCUGGAGGCUCUCAACAAAGCGCAAAGCUUGGGUUGGCAGCUCGAACCGGUUAAUUUCUCCACGCUGUUCCAGUUGGCUGCGCUACUUUACGAUGGACCCUGGGUAGCAGAACGUUAUGCUGCAAUAAAAGAUUUCAUCAACAAGCCCGGUGUCAAGAUUGAUCCUACCGUUCUCAGUAUCAUCAAAAAAGCAGAAAAUUUCAGCGCGGUCGACUGUUUUGAGAAUGAAUAUCUCAAAAUUCAUCUAAUUCGUUCAAUAGAGAAUCAGUUCAAAGAUUUUGACGCCGUUCUGGUCCCGACAUCUCCUACAUUUCCAACUUUGGAAGAGGUUAGGAAAGAACCAGUUUUGGAAAACUCAAGACUCGGCCAGUACACGAACUUUGUCAAUUUUUUGGACUGGUCAGCACUUUCUGUUCCAGCAGGCUUUCGAAUUGAUGGAUUGCCUUUUGGUUUGACAAUCAUAUCAACGCGCUGGCAGGAGCAAAAAUUGCUUCAACUUGGCUCGCAAAUGUUGUCAGUAACCUCCCGCCUUUUAGGUGCAACGCGUGUAGACUUUCAUGAACAGUCCUUCCUCCUAGAUCUGUCACAGAAAACCUCGGAUCAUUUGUUAGUUGUCGUCGGAGCUCAUUUGUCUGGUCUUCCUCUGAAUUAUCAACUUCACGAAGCAGGUGCAACAUUCAAGAGCUCAACAAAAACUGCACCUUCAUAUCGUCUCUUCGACCUCCCAUCUACAAACGGGAUUCGGAAACCAGGGCUGAAGAGGGUGUCAGGAGAAAAUGAAUCUGGAGGCUCUAUUGAUGUUGAAACCUGGCAAAUUUCCGACACAGGUCUUGGGUCUUUAAUGAAGCUUGUUCCACACCCACUUGCAGUAGGCUCCGUUGAGAUUGUGGACGGAACCUGGUUGAAAGGAUUUGUGUGUGAGCCAUGCGGAUUGGAAGAAGCAGCGGAAAUCACCAAAUUUGGGGGAUGGCGAGCCUACAUGAACUCCCUCGAAACCCUGGGGAGCAUUUCCACCGAAAGUAAUCCGAAAUCGCCACCUUUCAAAAGCAUCUUGAUAGCCAACCGUGGAGAAAUUGCUGUCAGGAUCAUUUCAACAUUGAAGAAACUGGGGAUUCGCUCGAUUGCUAUAUAUUCCUCGGAAGAUUCCGGUAGUCAACACGUCCAAGAUGCCGAUGAAGCGUUUCUACUACAAGGCGAUACUCUAGCAGAAACGUAUCUUUCCGAAAAAGCAAUUCUCAAUGUCGCUGAAAUCUCCAAUUCAGAGGCUGUUAUUCCGGGGUAUGGCUUCCUGUCAGAGAGUGCAGAGUUUGCGAGUGUCUGUGAGACAAAAGGUUUGAUUUGGAUUGGGCCAACUCCAGAGCAGAUGCAAAAACUAGGUCUCAAACAUCUCGCUCGAGACCUUGCUCGAAGUGCUGGGGUUCCUCUGCUUCCUGGAACUAGCUUGGUCUCUGAUGUUGAAACUGCCUGCCGAGAAGCAGAGUCAAUUGGCUAUCCCAUUAUUGUCAAAAGCUCUGCUGGUGGUGGAGGCAUCGGACUACAAAAGUGUAGUUCUCCCAAAGCCCUAGUUGACUCUUUCGAAUCCAUCCGUCAUCUCGGAAAUUCUUUUUUCAAUGAUAACAGAGUCUUCAUUGAGAAGUUUGUUGAGAGUGGACGCCAUGUAGAGGUACAGAUUAUUGGUGAUGGUAACGGUCGGGUGAAGCAUGUCGGAGAGCGUGACUGUUCACUGCAAAGACGAAAACAGAAGGUUAUCGAGGAAGGCCCAGCGAUCUUCAUACCCACAAAGACACGGGAACAAAUAAGACAGGCAGCUGUCAACCUUGCUGCCAAAGUCCACUAUCGAGGUGUAGGAACGGUGGAGUUCAUAUAUGAUCUCCAAAGCAAAGAAUUCUACUUUCUGGAAGUAAAUACCAGACUACAAGUAGAACAUACCGUUACAGAAUGUAUGACAGGACUGGAUCUUGUCGAAACAAUGAUCCAUGUUGCGGCAGGCAAUGCCGAAUAUUUGUUCGAUCCAAAAUGUGACUUUCCCAUCAAGAAAGUUGCCAUCGAAGCUCGUAUAUAUGCUGAAUCUCCUCUUCAAGACUUUCGUCCAUCUUCGGGUCAAUUACUCGAUGUCUCUUUUCCCGAUGGCGUACGGAUAGACACUUGGGUCAAAUCGGGGACCAUGAUUUCACCAUCUUAUGAUCCCUUACUGGGUAAACUUAUUGUCUCUGGUUUUGAUCGUCCAGAAGCUGUCCGAAAGUUGUCUGUAGCACUAAAUGGCACAAAAAUUACUGGCAUAGAAACGAACCUCGAAUAUCUCAAGAAGAUCGUAGAAAGCGAGCCCUUUCUCAACGGCACUUAUAAAACAACUUCUUUGAAUACCUUCAAGUUUGGGCAGGCGGUGUUUGAAGUCAUCGAGUCUGGGCCUUCAACAUUAAUUCAGGAUUUUCCGGGGAGGCUUGGAUACUGGCACAUUGGCAUCCCGCCAUCUGGUCCAAUGGAUAAUUACGCUUUCCAGCUAGCAAAUCGUGUUUUGGGGAAUGACCUUGGUGCUGCUGCUUUGGAAUGUGGUUUCUCAGGACCGACUCUUCUCUUCCAUCAAGAGACGGUCAUUUCUGUAGUCGCUGGCAAGGUCUCCAUCUCAAUUGACGGAAGUGAAGCACCGCUGUAUAGAGCGAUCAAAGUCCUUGCCGGACAGAAGGUGCAAAUUGGCAAGAUCGAAGCGGGAUGUAGAGCUUACGUCGCAGUGAAAGGUGGAAUCCAUGUUCCUGAAGUAUUUGGAAGCCGAUCUACGUUCACACUCGGAAAGAUGGGAGGUCAUAAUGGGCGUGAGUUGCGCGCAGGAGAUUUGAUUCCGUUCAAGAUUCCUCUCCAUGAAACAUCCUCGUCCCUCAUCGCACAACCGCCAAGUUACAACUCCCUCUGGGAAGUAAAAGUCAUGCCAGGCCCCCAUGCAUUUCCAGACUAUUUCGCGGAAGGGACAUUUAAAGAGUUGUUCAGUAAGCCCUGGAAAGUUCACUACAAUAGUAACAGAGUGGGAGUUCGACUGACAGGUUCCACACCGGAAUGGGCUCGAAAAAGCGGAGGAGAGGCUGGAAUUCAUCCUUCCAAUAUUCAUGAUAGUCCGUACUCCAUUGGAUCAAUCAGCUUUACCGGGGAUCAAGCGGUGAUACUUACAUGUGAUGGCCCUAGUUUGGGUGGAUUCAUGGUGUUUGCAACAGUGAUUUCUGCUGAAAUGUGGAAGAUUGGUCAGAUGAAACCAGGAGAUGAGAUAUUGUUAUGUCCAGUCACUGCUUCAGAUGCGAUGCUUCUUGCAUUUGAUCUUCAAAGUUCAAUUGAGACUUUAGAGCCUCUGAGAGAAGCAUCUAUUGAAACCAAGAUAUACGACCCAAUUUUAGCGAGCGAUGGUACUGGAAAAGACAAAAUCAGCUACCGACAAGCUGGAGAUGCCGCCAUACUCCUCGAAUUCGGCAACGAAGUCUUUGAUAUUCGGACUAGCUUCAAGAUUCAAGCCAUCAUGGAAAGCCACAAAAAUAAUCCCAUGCCAGGAAUUCUCGAGCUCACACCAGGAGUACGUUCCCUCCACAUAUCAUACAAUCCAACCAUCCCCCAAGCUACAAUCCUCUCCACCCUCCGUGAGCACAUAACCUCCUCCUUCAGCAACACCCUCAAAACAACUCUCCCCUCCCGAACCUUUCACCUACCCCUUGCUAUCGAACACCCCUCAACUCUCGAAGCAAUAACCCGCUAUGGGCAAACCAUCCGGCCAUCCGCCCCCUGGGUACCAAGCAACACCUCCUUCCUCCGCGAGAUAAACGGUCUCCCCUCCAACUCCGUCCUCAGCAGCACCCUUUCCACCACAUUCCUGAUCCUCGGGCUCGGCGACGUAUUCCUCGGCUCUCCCUGUGCUAUACCAUUAGACCCGCGAAAUCGCUUGUUCGGAAUGAAAUAUAAUCCCCCGCGCUCGUUCACACCCGAAGGGGCUGUCGGGAUUGGAGGCCAGUAUAUGUGUAUCUAUGCCAUUGAUUCGCCGGGGGGGUAUCAGCUUGUUGGACGGACGGUUCCGAUUUGGAAGGGGGGCUGUGGUGGUGGAGAGAGGGAGUGGAUGUUUGAUGUUUUUGAUCGGGUUGUUUUUUAUGCUGUUGAGGAGAGUGAACUUGAUAGGGCGAGGGAGACGGGGACGGGUAGUGAGUUGGUGAGGGUUGAAGAGGGGGUAUUUGAUUUAGAGGUUUAUGAGGCUUGGUUGGAAGAGAAUAGGGAGGAUAUCGUGAGAGUUAGUGCGGAAAGGUGGCGGGUGUUGAACGAGUCUGAUGGGGUUGCUGAGGCUAUGCGAUUCUUACCUCCUUCGGAUGUUGUUCAAAACAGCGAUAGCUUGGAUGAGUCUAGUACUGGUAUAGUUAUACGAUCGGGGAUUGCGGGGAAGUGUUGGAAGUGUGCUGUGAGUGUUGGUGAUACCGUUGAAGCUGGACAGAUUCUGGUGAGUACAUUCUCAUCUUCGUCGAUUUAAGUUAUUAUUUGUAACGCAGUCAACAGUUUUCGAUUGAAGCUAUGAAGAUGGAGAUCAAAAUCCCUGCUCCUAGUGCUGGAUUUUGUACAUCUGUCUUUGUUAAGACAGGGGAUAUAUUGGGUGUUAAUACCCAACUGGCUAUGAUAUCGGACGUCUUAUCUUAGGUAGGGAUCCAGGUAAUGUGGUCAUGACAGCGUUUAGAAUAACCAAUCAAAUACCAAAUUAUAUUUAAUUACA